UUUAGAGGCCCAGUAUUUCUCCACGCACAUGUCACUAUCAUCAUCAACAAAAACUUCGUAAAAAGUAAGUGUCAAUUAUUCGACCCAAACCCGUUAUUCUAUGUUCUCACUUCCUUCACCCCUGAGAUAUGAUCGAAGACUCACGUCAUCAUCACGUUAGGUUCAGUGUUAGUCACUUCCCCUACUACCUACCUAUAUACCACUCUUGACCACAUAUUUAAGACCAAUAUACCAAUCGAAACUAACAUAACUAAAUCUGAUGCCAGCCCAAACACUUCUAUCGAGACAAUAUUCAUUCUUAGCACAAAAUUCAUAACACAAUGAAGUUCCCACCGAAUAGAAAACAAUAGUCAUAAUUUAGAGUAAACUUCAAUAACAAUGGAUGUGCUCACUUGAAAGGGCUCAUUAUUUACUAUUGCUCUCGCCGUAACGUCAACACAAGCUAAUCUAGAAAUCCUCUCAUAACAAUCAGAACUAGAAUAUUUAAACAAGGUUCAAGAAUUUUGGCCUUCAUUUAGUAAAAGUCAGUGCGCGAACCCAGACAUAAUGUGGAAACACUCUUUGGCACAUUUUUAUUUUUUGUUAUUUCUAAAGUUUAUUAGUUGUUGUCAGUGUAACAUUAAUCAAACGACUGAAAAAGAUUUAUACAUAGAGAAGAGGCAGCUUGAAUUUGAGGACUAUACAACGGAGAUGACUGACAAUGCGACCGAGAGUACGGUAUCCGUGGACAGGCCAACGGUCACCUCUUACCAUUUGGGGAACUUGGAAUCUAAUAAUGAAACUAGCACCGAAUCGUAUGAAGGAACAACGCCAGAAACAACUGAAGCCACUGAAAGAAAACAAAACUCUACAGACAUCAAAGAACAUUCAGAAUAUAACGAAAGCACUGAAAAUAUUCUGGACCCUACUGAAGGUAGUAUUGAUUUGAAUGAAUUUAUUACACCUGAUAAUGAAACCACUACCGAAAUAGUUAGGAAAAGAGUUAAGACACUGAAACAUAGCCUUAAAGAUCAGGCGAAGAAAUGUCGGCAUUACAGGAAGGGGAAUUCCUUUGAUUUGUCCAAGAUGGCGGAUGUGUGGCAAGUUGUGUACUAUCAGUUGCCGAAUAAGUUAAAAUGUUUCAAAAUUCAUAUAAAGUUGGUGAAAUUAAAGGAGCAGCAACGCUAUGCCACUGUGUUUGGGAACUUCAACGACACAGUACGUUGGGACAAAUGCUUUUUAGAAAUAAAAUCUAGCGAAAAGUCUGAGGGGGGUUCUAGAAGACACUUUCUUCAAGGAACCCAAAGUGACAGAGGCGUGAUGGAGAAUAUUAUCAUUGACGAAGAACAUUGCGCGGAUAUACCGCGCGGCAACGCUCAUUUCAUACGGGGCAAACAAACAAUUGACAACUAUCGGUACAAACCACGGAGGAUGGAAAGGUGGCGGAGAUGCCAUGAAGCAGAAAACACGACUUACAUCACCCUUCACCGCGAGAGUGGUGAUCAGUGGUCGGUGAUUAAAAAUCUUCUCGUGAUGCGAGACUGCGAGACUGGUGAUCUUGUAGUCUUCACGAAGGUGCCUUCACGUCCCCGUAGAGACGACAUCUUGGAUGCCUUGACAGUAUUCGGGGAAAGCAAACUUAACGGCACCAUGGCUUGUGAAGAAAAGUCUGAAAAAACCUGGAUUAAGUACGAAGAUGAUGCCCCGUCCACACGCGGUUCAAACAAGAAGUAAUGUAAAUAAAAUGUAAUGGAAGGAUGAAUCCUUAGAGCGGUUUCGCGGCGUAUUUUACGUCCUUAUGCGCUCAUUUUUGCAAGCAUGAAGUUUUUACCUACUUGAUGAGCGUUAUUGGACUACUGCGCACAUUUUUACGUCGGUUAGCGCACAUAACACAUGCAUACAAAAACGAUCGCAUACGCGCAAAAAAACGCCAACAAAAUUAAGGGUUUCUUUGCAAUUUUUACAAUUAAUUUAAAUGUAUUAUUAAAAUCUGUAUGCAAUAACAGCAAAAGAUUUAAGAAGUCAUAAAAAUAAAUAAAACAAUAAAUAAUUUAGACAUGAUUUCAUAAAUUUGAA
Molecule: messenger RNA, 2055 nt
Organism: Helicoverpa armigera (cotton bollworm)
Lineage: Eukaryota; Metazoa; Arthropoda; Insecta; Lepidoptera; Noctuidae
Exons: 4
Coding region: 547-1713 (388 amino acids)
Source: RefSeq, a predicted model, not a curated record